AUGAGCCAAAGAAACUCGCUCAAGCCAAGCUGCGGCUGCAACAUUGAAAGAGCACUUCAUCACGACGAAAAUUACAUUUUCAUUACUGGAGCACAAAAGCAAUCAGAUUCACCUUCAGGAAAGAGUUAUAUCGCUUAUCAUAUUCGUAUUGGGGAUAUCGAGACAAAACGCAGAUACAGCGAAUUUGAAUCGUUUAGAAAGGCUUUAACAUUACUUCAUCCUGCCUUAAUUGUGCCACCUAUACCCGAAAAGCACUCUUUAGUUGAUUAUGCUGCACUGCAAACAAGAGUCAAGGACGAUUUGCCCAUGGUGGAAAAGAGAAAGCGUAUGUUGCAGACAUUUUUGAACAGAGUUGCCAAGCAUCCCGAGUUGGGGAAAGACCAUGUUUUCCACAGAUUCUUGGAAAGUAACGUUACUUGGUCGGAUGUCCUUCACUCACCACCGCUCUCCACUUUACCCAAGAACCCUCUGCAGAUGGUGAUUAGCCAGCAACCCGAUUUACAAGCCCACACAUUCAAUGCCGUCUUAUCCAGCAACCAAGUCCCAACACCUUCUGCUGCAUAUCAAUUGAGAAAUCCAGACCCUCGAUUCGAGGAAUCAGAGAAAUUUACCUUUCGCAUUGCAAAUUACAUGAGCAACAAUUUGGACAAGAGCCAGCGUAAAGUCAUUCGUCGACUAGGAGAAUUGGCAAAUGAUUAUGCAGAACUAGGAGCAGUGUACAAUGGAUUCAGUUUAAACGAAACGGGCGCUGUUGCUAAUGCUAUCGAGAAAGUGGGACAAGCAGUGGAUGCAUCUUACACAGAAACUGGUCAAAUGGUCACUUCGUUGGAGGGAGAAUUUGCCGAGCCUAUCCAAGAGCACGCUCAGUUUGCUCAAAUCAUUAAACAGGUGCUGAAGUUUCGUCAUAUGAAGCAUGUGCAAGUCGAGAUGAUCGAGAAUUCAUUAAAUAGCAAAAAGGAGAAUUUGGAUAGCUUAUUGCGAAUGGAGAACGAGGCUAGACGGUUGGAGGAAGCAAUGACCAGAGAAAGAACGAUAGGAUCCAAUGCGAUCAAUGUAGAUGAAAUGAAUGACCAACACGAGCAGCCUGAAGAGAACCCAUAUGCUUUACCAGCCAACUAUAGCAACAAUGACAGCACUGCCAAUAGACCACCUAUGCGGUCCAGCAGCAAUGGCUGGACUGGCGGCCCUAUGAAAGUGAUUAGCGCUGUAGGCCAUACAUUGCAGAACAUCAUUGAUGUCAAUCCCGAAGCGACUCGUCGCAACCAAAUCGGCAUGUCCAAAGAUGCGAUGGGUGUUCUUCAAGAGGCACUGGACAUUACUCGCACUGAUUUAACAGCCAUUUCCUCUGAAUUGCAGUCAGAUCUAGACCGCUUUCAAACCGAAAAGAUUCAAGAUAUGCGUGAUAUGUUGAUUGCAUAUGCUAAAAUACAUAUUCGCUAUUGUCAAAAGAACCUUGAAUCAUGGCAAGAAGCUCGUGCUGAAGUAGAAAAGAUACCAAUCUAA
Mucor velutinosus is the source of this 1503-nucleotide messenger RNA. RefSeq lists its product as uncharacterized. The coding region runs from base 1 to 1503 and encodes 500 amino acids. Lineage: Eukaryota; Fungi; Mucoromycota; Mucoromycetes; Mucorales; Mucoraceae. The record is from RefSeq and is a predicted model, not a curated record. Gene Ontology annotation, molecular function: phosphatidylinositol binding. Gene Ontology annotation, biological process: retrograde transport, endosome to Golgi. The transcript is spliced from 6 exons.